This is a messenger RNA of Auxenochlorella protothecoides, 213 nucleotides long. RefSeq lists its product as hypothetical. The transcript has a single exon. Lineage: Eukaryota; Viridiplantae; Chlorophyta; Trebouxiophyceae; Chlorellales; Chlorellaceae. The coding region runs from base 1 to 213 and encodes 70 amino acids. The record is from RefSeq and is a predicted model, not a curated record.
AUGUCCAGGGCAUUGGGCAGGAAGCCGUGGCGGGCAAACAGGUUGCGGGGCCCCUGGCUGCCGGGCGAGGUGACCACUGCCGGGGCGGCCGGGCGGCCACAGGCGCCCUGGCGUGCGGCUGCGUCGGAUUUCGGGGCAGACGCUGGGGAUAUGGCCUGGGGCGAAGACUUGGCUCCGGGCCUGGCAGUGGCCGCCUGGCUCUCGUCCUUGUGA